This is a messenger RNA of Trematosphaeria pertusa, 690 nucleotides long. RefSeq lists its product as uncharacterized. The annotation marks the transcript as partial. The record is from RefSeq and is a predicted model, not a curated record. The transcript is spliced from 2 exons. Lineage: Eukaryota; Fungi; Ascomycota; Dothideomycetes; Pleosporales; Trematosphaeriaceae.
GAGUGGCAGGAAAAGGCAAGCAAAGUCGAGCAGCUGGAGAAGAACACCUUGGCUUUGCAGAACACGAUCGACCACCUCGAGCAUCGGCUGGAGAUCGCUAAUGUUGAGAAGAUAGAUGCAGAGGAGCAGCUGUUCAAUAUCCAGUCGCAGAGGACGCCGUUCGAUCCCAAGCCGCCCAAGCUACAGGUUCCUCUAGCGCCAGCUGAGAAUCGACAGAGCACGCGCACAAGCAUGAGCACCAAGACGAGGCAGAGCGACGUUCACAUUGAGCAGUUGCGGACUGCCAUUAUCGAACGCGAGGCCACCAUCGGAGAGAAGGACAGGGCGUUACGUAUGGUCGAGAGGCAGCUGGAGCACCACCAACUGCUUCUCCAAGCCGAGAUCAAGCGGCAUGCUACCAUAACGCUUCUCGCUGACAUUGAUGACGACCCGCUCCCCGAUCUAACAUCGCUCGCCUCGAAAGAGGAUAUUGAGCGUUGGAUAGAGCGACUCCAGAACCGUCUGAAGAAGGAGAGGGAGAAAUCAAAGAGCGAAGGGAAGAAGCCCAUCGGAGACCUCGAAUCGGUGGUAGAAGACCUGCGAAAAGAGAUUGAUUUCUAUGUCCGCGAGAUCAUAUACUACAAGUUGGACAUCAGGGGCUAUAAGUCCGACAUCAAGAAGCUGAAGAGCUUUGCGGCUAGGAUGGGCAAC